Manihot esculenta (cassava) is the source of this 3077-nucleotide messenger RNA. RefSeq names its product probable serine/threonine-protein kinase WNK4. The record is from RefSeq and is a predicted model, not a curated record. Gene Ontology annotation, cellular component: cytoplasm. Gene Ontology annotation, molecular function: protein serine/threonine kinase activity; ATP binding. Gene Ontology annotation, biological process: intracellular signal transduction; protein phosphorylation. Bases 868 to 2682 code for a protein of 604 amino acids. The transcript is spliced from 7 exons. NCBI's taxonomy places the organism in Eukaryota, Viridiplantae, Streptophyta, Magnoliopsida, Malpighiales, Euphorbiaceae.
ACAUGUUCCAGCUUUGGUUUAUUUGUUGUUGUCUGAAACUUCGCUUCCUGUCCAUUUCUCUAAAUACGUACCAGAAAAUCAAGAUCCAUACCCACCUUUGAUUUUCUUUCUUUUUGGGUUUUAUCUCUUUCAUCCUCCAAAAGGCUUCCAUCAAAGCUUGGCCACACAGAUUGUUCAAGUUUAGAAUUCUAUAUAUCACUAUGUAUUUUCUCAUGCAAAUCCUUUCUUUCAUUGUAACAAUUUAAAAUUCUUGAUUGAUUUUGCUUGCCACCCUCAUGAGGAUUCCUUUAGUUAUUGAGAGGUAGAGGUAGAGGGAGAGAGAGAGAGAGAGAGAGAGAGAGAGAGAGAGAGAGAGAUUUCAGUCUUUCAAGAAAGACGUAUUGGCAUUUUCCUCCAUCAAAAUCGUAUUCUCUUGUCAAUUUUCCAAGUCUCUCUCUUUCUUUUACAAUUAUAUUUGUUUUUUCUUAUUUUUUCUUUUUUGCUUUUGGGUUUUGGUUUCAUUAAUUAUUAAAUGGUUGCCGAGAGGUACCACUUCUCACGUGCGGUUGUGGAAAUGGCUUGGAUCAUGCUUAGGAUUGACUACUCAAGACUCUUUUGGCUCCUCUUUGGUGUCUUCUCUUAUGAAAAUCAUGAGGGAAAGCCUCGGAUUUAGAGCUUGAUCUUCAUCUCUUUUCAACUCAUAUAGUCAUACAUAAUUACACAUACAUAUAAAUCUUCUCUUUCAUUUUUAUUUUAAUUUUUUACUUUUAAACUCUUACCCAUCAGCCAGCACAGGAAGUAAAGUUCAAAAAUCUCGCAAGGAUUUUCCAAACUGAAGCUUUUCAGACAACUCUUAGCAGAACCAGCAAGUUGUCCCAUCUAAAGAACAUGUACAGAAAUCAAGUUGGAUUGCCGGAAACGGACGCCGACCAUGGCUAUGUUGAAACCGAACCUACUGGCCGGUACGGUCGGUUUGAAGAAGUUCUUGGAAAAGGAGCAAUGAAAACAGUCUACAAGGCAAUUGAUGAAAUGCUAGGAAUAGAGGUAGCAUGGAACCAAGUAAAACUCAAUGAGUUGCUUCGUUCACCCGAGAACUUGCAGAGACUAUACUCAGAGGUUCACCUCCUCAGCACCCUCAACCAUGAUUCUAUCAUCAAAUUCUACACCUCUUGGAUUGAUGUUCAUCGAAAGACCUUCAACUUCAUCACUGAAAUGUUUACUUCAGGAACUCUAAGGGAAUACCGUAAAAAAUAUAAGCGAGUAAACAUUCGAGCCAUUAAGAACUGGGCUCGUCAAAUCUUACAAGGACUUGUUUAUCUACAUAGCCAUGAUCCUCCAGUAAUUCAUAGAGACCUGAAGUGUGAUAACAUCUUUAUCAACGGUCAUCUUGGACAGGUCAAGAUUGGUGAUCUAGGCCUUGCAGCAAUCCUCCGAGGUUCUCAAUCAGCACAUAGUGUCAUAGGCACCCCAGAAUUCAUGGCACCAGAAUUAUAUGAAGAGGAUUACAAUGAGCUCGUUGAUGUAUACUCAUUUGGCAUGUGUGUUUUAGAGAUGCUCACAUCUGAAUACCCUUAUAGUGAAUGCAUUAACCCGGCACAAAUUUACAAGAAAGUCACUUCGGGGAAGCUUCCUGCUGCGUUCUAUCAGAUUCAGGACUUGGAAGCUCAGCAAUUCAUUGGAAAAUGCUUAGCAGCUGCAUCAAAGAGGUUAUCAGCAAAAGAGCUGCUGCUAGAUCCAUUUCUUGCAUCUGAUGAAGCUGAACCAUCACCUGUUACAAGGUCUAGAGAUCAGAAACCAUUUUUGAAUUGUAGGGAAAUGGAGAAGCUACAAUUGAGCAGUGAUCCAACAAGGACGGACAUGACUAUCACAGGGAAGCUCAACCCUGAAGAUGAUACCAUCUUUCUUAAAGUACAAAUCGCUAAUAAAGAUGGUUCUCUAAGGAAUAUAUAUUUUCCCUUCGACAUUUUACAUGAUACGCCACCGGAUGUUGCAAUGGAGAUGGUCAAGGAACUGGACAUAGAUGAUUGGGAGCCAUUUGAAAUUGCUGAAAUGAUUGAUGGGGAGAUUUCAUCUCUAGUGCCAAACUGGAAGAAAUGGGAUUUGCCUCGAAUUGAAGCUUGUCAUACAUUCAACUAUAAAGAAGAUGAUGGGGCUAAUCAUCCUUUUGACUCUUCCUCCUCUUGUACAUCAUCUCAAGCUUCCAUAUCAGGAUUAAUUACACAUUUUCUUCAAGAUGAUUUCUUAGAUGAUACCAGUUCUCAGAGCUCUUCACACUCAGGAUCAUAUUCCAAUGUGAAUUACAUUUCUGGUGAUGAUCACAAGUUCGAUAUGCCCACAACGAAAAGAGAUCAGAAACCUCCAAUGAGGACUCAGAACUCAACAAGAUUUUGUCCUCAAGACAAUUCAAGUUCUUACAUUGGCCAGGCAAUUGCUAAAGAUGCCUACAAACACUGCAAGCUUUUGUUGGAGUCACAGCAUGGAGCUUCUAGCUCUAAAAACAAAAGGGUGGUGGACAACCGUAGAUUAACAAGGAACCGUUCACUCGUAGAUAUUCGUAGCCAGUUACUUCACCGGUCAUUGGUGGAAGAAGUGAACAAGAGAAGAUUGUUCAAGACUGCAGGAUCUGUCGAAAAUGUCGGUUUCCAGGCACCCCCAGAGGAUUCUAAAAGGAUGGCACAGAGGAAUUCGUGCAGAAGAAAAUAAGAAUGAGCUCUUGUGGAUAACAGAAGUGAAUAGAAGAAGUAAAUGUAAAUGAUCAUGAUGACUUGUCCCCGAAAACGACGUAAAAGGAGAAUGAUCAAACUACAAGCUGUGGAUAUUUUUGAAAAUGAAUGGGAAUGGAAGGCCAUAUCAUGUAUUAUCAAGAAUACAAUUAGGAGACAGGUAGAGUUUCAUGCUAUCCAAUGUAGAUAUGCAUUUAUUUUGUGAGGUGUGCUAUGUAAAGAGUAGAAAUCUCUUUAGAAUAGUAAUGAUUUUGUCAAUAAUUUAAAAAAAUAAAGGAUUGAACUUUGAAUCCUGUCACCAUUUUGGGGGUGAAAUUGUAUGACAGUUGAUAAGCAUAUUCAUCUCCAUAAUGAAUCGUGCUAGUUUAUGUUUUA